GAACGACCCCCAGCCCUCGUGAGUCGUGUGACUGGAGUUCCUGGAUCCGAGAAAACCCCGUGUUCCGAUGCGCCUCCCCACUCUUCGCGGCUCCCCACUAGCUCCGCUCCGUUCCGUUACAAAACUCCGAGCCACCUAAAACCGCCCGCCGCACUGCGCCACUCGGGCCUCGGCUUACUCCCCUUCUCGCCGUCCCGUUCGCCAGCUCGUCUCCUUCCUCCUCUCCCUCAUCGCGGCCUUCCGUGCCGCGGCCAAUGGCGGCCCCCGCGGCGCCGCGCGCGACGGCGGCCUGCCACUCCCGCCCGGCGCCCCGUUUCGCGCGCCUCGCCUCCCCGCGCCGCGCGGUGUCGGCGGCCGCCGCCACCACCACCAGCUGCGUCCUCGCCGACGCCCACGGGGGGACCAAGGUGGAGCCGGUGGACGCGGGCGCCCAGGCGGCGGCGGCGCGGAGGGACGUCAGCCCGGACACGGUGGCCUCCAUCAUCCUCGGCGGCGGCGCCGGCACGCGCCUCUUCCCUCUCACGCGGACCAGGGCCAAGCCUGCAGUGCCGGUUGGGGGAUGCUACAGGCUGAUUGAUAUCCCGAUGAGCAACUGUAUAAACAGCAAGAUAAACAAGAUCUACGUUCUCACCCAGUUCAAUUCCCAAUCCUUAAAUCGCCACAUUGCGCGGACAUAUAACUUUGGUGAGGGAGUUGGGUUCAGUGAUGGGUCUGUCGAGGUGCUGGCAGCUACCCAGACAGCUGGGGAGUCCGGAAAGAAAUGGUUCCAGGGAACAGCGGAUGCUGUCAGGCAGUUCCUGUGGCUUUUUGAGGAUGCAAGGCUGAAACGUAUAGAAAACAUACUAAUUCUAUCUGGUGAUCAUUUGUAUAGGAUGGAUUACAUGGACUUUGUGCAGAAGCAUGUUGACUCUGGUGCUGAUAUUUCAGUUGCUUGCGUUCCUAUGGAUGAAAGUCGAGCUUCAGAUUUUGGAUUGAUGAAGACCGACAGGAAUGGUCGCCUUACUGAUUUUUCUGAAAAGCCCAAGGGUGAAAAUUUGAAAUCAAUGCAAGUGGAUAUGGAAAUGUUUGGAUUGUCCCAAGAAGAUGCAAAUAUAUACAGAUACAUGGCUUCAAUGGGAAUAUACGUAUUCAAGACAGAUGUCCUAUUAAGGUUUCUGAGAGGCCAUUAUCCAAUGGCUAAUGAUUUUGGCUCAGAAGUUAUGCCAAUGGCUGCAAAAGACUACAAUGUGCAGGCUUAUCUGUUUGAUGGUUACUGGGAAGAUAUUGGGACCAUAAAGUCCUUCUUUGAGGCAAACCUUGCUCUCACUGAUCAGUCUCCCAACUUCUAUUUUUAUGAUCCUGUGAAGCCCAUUUUCACAUCUCCAAGAUUUUUACCUCCAACCAAGAUGGACAAUUGCAAGGUUUUGAACUCUAUAGUUUCACAUGGCUGCUUUCUAACGGAGUGCAGUGUUGAGCACUCUGUCAUUGGUAUCCGCUCAAGAUUAGAACCGGGGGUGCAGCUGAAGGACACCAUGAUGAUGGGGUCAGAUUACUACCAGACUGAAGCUGAGAGAUUUUCUGAACUGUCUGAUGGAAAAGUUCCAGUUGGUGUUGGAGAAAAUACUGAAAUAAGGAAUUGUAUCAUUGACAAAAAUGCUCGAAUUGGGAAGAAUGUGGUCAUUAUGAACUCAGAGAAUGUGCAAGAAGCAGACAGACCGGCAGAGGGAUUUUAUAUUCGUUCUGGGAUAACUGUGGUGCUUAAAAAUGCGGUGAUUCCAAAUGGUACAAUUAUCUAGAAGAACACCACAUGAGCUAUCUGCAGAUACAAAUUCCUCCAGACGCAUUGCCUCAAAAGUACGCCAUCCAAGGUUAUAGCAUAGUUUGAGGCAUCAAUGAAGUGAAUAAGCCUCAACGAUCACAAGUUGGGUCAAUGAAGCUAAACUACGGGUUGAACACCUGCACCACGCCACCGGUACGGCCAGACAAUUGCAGGUUCUUUCAUAAGCUUCCCAGGCAAACUUUCCGAGGGACGUCUUACAUUUGACAAUCCAGCUACUGCAGUGAGUAUCGCCUGACAGGCAGAGAAUAUAUAUAUAUCUUGGAAGUCAUUUACAUCAGUAACUGUACAUGAGGGAGCGAGAUAACUAGGGUGUAAGAAAAUAUAGGGUAUUGUUAGUAAGGAAUGACUAACAAUAAAGGGCAUUUCUGUCCCCCUUUUUUAUUUAAAAAGAUUUCCAUUUGAGCAAAUGGAGUCAGUUUUAAGCUGCUAAUUUUUGUAAGCAUAAGUUAGCAGUGGAUCCAUGCCUGUGAUACUUUUAGGCCAUCUCCAGUGGAGCAUUCUAAAGGCUAGCAGUGGAGUGCUUAGCAGUUUUUUGGUUGCCAACUUACCACGUAGGAUGGACAUGUGCUAAUCUUGUAGCAUGGACGCUUGAUUAUUUGGCACAAAUGCUCAAGAUGUGCUUGCGUAUGUAACCACCACUAAUCAGUACAACAUGCAACCAACCAGGAAAAGGUCAAGAAACUAAGGACCUUCAGUGAAGAGCUUGUGCCGGAGAGGGGUCCUUCUAUAUAUGUGCUUGAUGACGUGGUUCUAUUCUUUUUCCUUAUUAUUCAUGUAUAAACAUUUUGCAUUGGAGAUGUCCUUAGACUCUUGAUUGUGAUGUUGGGUAUCUGAUUGUCUAUGGGAGGAUAACAGUUGUAAUUUGUUAGGGCAUGGUCGUUCUUUUUUCUUUUC
Molecule: messenger RNA, 2713 nt
Organism: Phragmites australis (common reed)
Lineage: Eukaryota; Viridiplantae; Streptophyta; Magnoliopsida; Poales; Poaceae
Product: glucose-1-phosphate adenylyltransferase large subunit 4, chloroplastic/amyloplastic-like
Exons: 16
Coding region: 255-1775 (506 amino acids)
Biological process (GO): glycogen biosynthetic process
Molecular function (GO): glucose-1-phosphate adenylyltransferase activity
Source: RefSeq, a predicted model, not a curated record